Molecule: messenger RNA, 2025 nt
Organism: Caenorhabditis elegans
Lineage: Eukaryota; Metazoa; Nematoda; Chromadorea; Rhabditida; Rhabditidae
Gene: otpl-7
Product: Otopetrin-2
Exons: 7
Coding region: 19-1902 (627 amino acids)
Biological process (GO): proton transmembrane transport
Cellular component (GO): plasma membrane; membrane
Molecular function (GO): proton channel activity
Source: RefSeq, marked reviewed
UAGAAAGUCAUAAUCGACAUGGUUGUUCGCACCACAAGCAAAAAUGAAUUGGCGAGAAAAGAACCUCUCCGAGAAAAAGAAUCAAUUGUCAGUGUUGCGAGUACAUCAACAGCCCCACUUGAUCAUGUCACAGUUCCAAAUGCUCUUCCAUCACCAACUGAAUCACUGUUGGAACAUCCACAGUGGAUUCGAAAUCCGAAAGCUUUACGUUUUCUAGUUGGAUUACUCACAAGUAUGUAUGUACUUCUUCUAACCAUCGUAUCUUGUCUCAUUUCUAUCUCAUCUGCCUGGAGCUCGCCAGAUCUAUGGCUAGCUGAAACGAUUUUCUCACUAUUGAUGUAUCUUAUUGCAAUCUUGUUCUUCAUGUACACGUAUUUGAUGAUUAUUUAUCCAAAACCGAUUAACAUGUUGAUCAUGAUCUUGAAUCGAAAAACUUCAUUGGUGCCAAGACCAGAUAGAUGGCUUCUUUCCGACCCAAUACAUAAUGGAGAAGGAGCUGGCACCCUAUACUUACGACUUGGAGCCAUUUUCUUCGGAACACUUGGAAGUGUUCUUUGGGGAUGUGAAAUCUUCUUGUGUUUCUCUGGUGAAUGUGUUCAUCGGUUGGUCGUUGCCAAGCAUAUUGCGGCGAUAAUAUUCACAUUUCUACAAAUGCAUUUCAUAGUUUGUAAUUCAAAAAUCACAUUUCAUCGAUCGAAUAUUCUCGCAAGUUUUGGAAUGAUGCAUUGUGUAGCUGUAAAUUUAUGGACAUGGUUUUCCAUGUGUCUUGUGAAAGCGCAAGUCAAAAAGCUUAAAAAGCAAAAGAAAGAGCUGGAAUAUCAUAGUUCCUCAUCAUCUUCUUCUGAUUCUUCUUCCUCUUCCGAAGAAAUACUCGAACCGGAAUCUUCUACAUUAUUGGAGAACCUUAUCGAAGUAGUUUUAGAAAAGUUAAAGCCUGGAAAAGGAACAACAUAUACAAGCACUCCAUAUCCUUACACCAAUUCAUCCAACACAACAUCAUUGCUCCGAAUGCAAUCAAUGGUUCGUCUCGGUGACUUUUCAAGUUUUCUGCUCACUUGUCUCGUUGAAUAUUCUCUUAUUGGAGCAGCUAUCUGCUUCAUUAUUUGGAAAUAUAUGGGAGCGACAAAUAUUGAAAUGAAAGUUGAUAAAAAGAAGAAGAAGCUAAGAAUGGAUUGUCAUAACACAACAAUCGGUCUAUUCCUUGGAAUAUUUUUCAUGACUGCCGCUUUUGUAACAAUUGGAAUUUAUACAAUGUUGUAUAAUAAGAAGAAGACUCAAAGUGCUGAUUUGGUUAUUGGAAUUGUCAAUUUAAUUCUAUUCUGCGUCACGUUAUUGGCAACUAUUUUUGGAGCAUGGAGAAUGCGAGUACUCCAAUAUCGUCUUCAUGCUCAUGGGGAAGUUAUUGAUGAAAUUCUUUUAAUUAUCGGAUUAGUCGGAGAACUAAUAUAUUGUUCCAUUGGAUUUGAUAUGAUUGUUAAUGGGAAUCGAACUGGAAGUCAUGUUCCGAAUCUACCAAUCGCUGUAUUCACAUUUCGAAUAAUUCAAGUAAUAAUUCAAGCAAUGUACAUAUUAAUUGCAUCUCGUCUUCGAUGCUUAUCAGAAGUCAAUGCUCGAACUCAACCUGGAAAACAAACACUGACGUUUUUAGUUUUAAUCAACAUAACUCUAUUUGUCUAUCACACUUUCGAAGGAAUGAAGUCAACAUACGGAUUUCCAGCUCUCAUGGAAACAAAGUACUUUGAGCUUUUGAAUAUAUCGUCACCAUUGGUUGUUUUCUACCGAUUCCAUAGUUCAGCUUGUUUGGCAGAAAUAUGGAAGCAUGCCUAUUCUACAAAACAUCAUCAUCAUUCUCAUCAGACACCAAUUAAUUCGCCUACUUCCGAGUCUCAACAUCAUGUCUAAGCCCUUAAUUCAAAUGUUCAAUAUUUGAUUUCUUUUUUUCAAACUCACAUCACUUUGAUCUCAAUCUUUGAUACAAAAAUAUCGUAUAAAUUUCAAUUUCCAUUUUUUUAAAUGUACAAUAAA